Molecule: messenger RNA, 839 nt
Organism: Metopolophium dirhodum (rose-grain aphid)
Lineage: Eukaryota; Metazoa; Arthropoda; Insecta; Hemiptera; Aphididae
Exons: 4
Coding region: 1-735 (244 amino acids)
Source: RefSeq, a predicted model, not a curated record
AUGAACCAGUAUCCAUAUCCUGUUCAAACCAAUGUUGGAGGGAAACACGAGACCGUUGAUAAAGAUUCAUUUUUGUCGAUGGAAAACGACAUCUUGACAACCAGGCAACUAUCGGAACGAGGACAGGUUGACUUACCUAACCAUGGGUCGACAGCCAAUCAGAAACCGGAAUACAUUGGGGAACGGCAACACACACACUACACACAUCAACGUUCAGUUCACAUCCGAGCAAGACGUCCUCUGCAAACUACUCUACAGCCAGCCCUUCUCAACGCUUCAACAGGGCAACAGCGCCCACGGUUCACACCACGAACCUACAACCUCAAAACAGCCGUUCUCACUGCUUCAACAGGGCUCCAGCGCCCACGGUUCACACCACGAACCUUCAACUCAAAACAGCCGUUUUCACAGCUCUUCAACAGGGCACCAGCGCCCAAGACCUUCAACAUCUCUAACAAGAACAAACCCGCAGGACCUGAAGCAGCACCAGCCGACGACGAUCUUAGAACUGACCACGGCAGAAACGAGCUACCAAGCGCUCUCGCAGUCCCGACGACCACGAGCCACGACGAUCCGGAAACCGACAACUGUGGAAACGAGCUACCAAACGCUCUUGCGAUACCAACGACCAACGACGAUCUACGAAUAGCCUGCGGCGGACACGAGAUAUCAAGCUCUAUCACGGUAUCGACCGUAAGACUGUCGAGCACGCCGAUCUCACAAGCAACGCCGUGACACCACCACAAGACCGUGGCGAUAUCACUCCUUCGGCAUUGACGAGCAGUACCUCCGCCGAACUUAUCCCGGUCGACGGCUAAUACCGUCGGAUUACCGUGGGA